Molecule: messenger RNA, 1382 nt
Organism: Mercurialis annua (annual mercury)
Lineage: Eukaryota; Viridiplantae; Streptophyta; Magnoliopsida; Malpighiales; Euphorbiaceae
Product: diacylglycerol O-acyltransferase 2-like
Exons: 9
Coding region: 157-1128 (323 amino acids)
Biological process (GO): triglyceride biosynthetic process
Cellular component (GO): endoplasmic reticulum membrane
Molecular function (GO): diacylglycerol O-acyltransferase activity
Source: RefSeq, a predicted model, not a curated record
CGCUGAACAAUAGGGAGAAGAUGGCGCUGUGAAUUCAAUAGUAUUAUAUUCCAUGUCACACCUAUAUGAGACUUUUUUCUUAUUGGUACCUUCUCCUGAACAUUAAAAAAGAAGAAGCUCCAUCAACCCGAUCUUCUUCCAUUGGAAGCAGCUUCAAUGGAGAAGAAGGAGGAAGAGGAGGGCAUAACAGUAAUAAAUUCAAGACAAGUGUACCCAACCAACAUUGUAUACGCACUCCUCUCUCUGGCUCUAUGGAUCGGCUCCAUCCAUUUCCUCUUCUUCUUGCUCUUAUUCUCCUUCCUCUUCCUUUCUCUCCCCAAUUUCUUCCUGGUUAUUGCAUUCCUUUUGCUUUUGAUCUUCAUUCCCAUCAACCCCAACAGUCGGUUCGGCCGUCGUAUCUGCAGGAAUGUGUGUAGAAAUGCUUGUAGCCAUUUCCCCAUCACUCUCCAUGUCGAGCAAAUUUCGGCUUUUCAUCCUGAUCGCGCUUACGUUUUUGGUUAUGAGCCGCAUUCUGUUUUUCCACUGGGAGUUGCCAUACUUGUAGACCAUAUGGGCUUCAUGCCGCUUCCUAAAAUUAAGGUCCUCGCAAGUAGCGCUGUAUUCUACACCCCAUUUUUGAGACAUAUCUGGACAUGGUGCGGUCUUGCACCAGCAACAAAGACAAAUUUCACUUCCCUCCUCGAAUCGGGUUAUAGUUGCAUUCUGAUUCCCGGCGGAGUCCAGGAGACUUUUUAUAUGAGACAGGGCUCUGAGAUUGCUUUCCUUAAGACAAGACGAGGGUUUAUUCGACUAGCUAUAGAGACGGGGAAACCCUUGGUUCCAGUUUUCUCCUUUGGCCAAUCAUACGUGUACAAGUGGUGGAAACCUGACGGGGAUCUCUUCUUGAAAUUGGCUAGAGCUAUUAAGUUCGCCCCAAUUGUGUUUUGGGGAUUUUUCGGAUCCCAUUUGCCUUUACCUCGUCCGGUGCAUGUUGUUGUAGGUAAACCAAUUGAGGUGAAGCAAAAUCCAGUGCCUACUGCGGAAGAGAUUGCGGAGGUACACAGUCGAUUCGUUGAAGCACUGAAAGAUCUGUUUGAAAGGCAUAAAGCUCGGGUUGGGUAUGCUGACCUUACCCUUGAAAUUCUUUAAUCACAAGGAAGACAAUAAUUUAGGUAAGAACAUGUUUUGGGGAUCAAGUAAUGUAUGGAAAUGGUAGUGAAAGUGAAAGUUGAGCUCAUAAUUGUAUGAAAAAUAGUUUAUAUAGAUUGAAUUCUUUUUGAUUGGAUUUGCAUUCAACCUAUUAUGAGUUGAUUACUGCUAUAAAAACAAAAGUGUAAUGUAAAAUGAACUCUUGCUCACAAGAGAAGAGAUAGCAAAUCAUAGUGAAAAGACAUAACCUUGAA